UUAUACAAUCGAAAAGUUACUAUGAAAUUGUCUGCUCUAACGAAAUAUUGUCAUUCAGAUCGUUUAUAUAUUCCGUAUCGACAUAGUAUCUGCAACACACGAUUUUUGUAGUUUAUUUCGAAGAAAAUAUAAUCGCCAGUUUUUGUUUGUGUCUAGAAAAAUGGAUCGUUGGACGGACAGAGUCUUCUUGGUGACUGAAGCCAAUUCAGAGAUCGGGCGGUCUAUCAUUGUCGAACUGUCCAAAUAUCCUUUGAAAAUCGUCGCUGUAGCUCGGGAUAUCAUCUUAUUACAAAAAUUUACCAACGAGUUACAGUCUUCCGUUGCUAAAAUUUAUCCGAUUCAAUGUGAUUUGACUAAUAAAUCGGAAAUAAUAAAUGUGUUCAAAUGGAUCGAAACCACCAUCGGCCAAGGAGUGUCGGUUACGAUCAAUAACGCCAAUACAUCGAUUAACAGCAAAAUUUUGGACGGCGAAACGAAUGACUGGAAAUAUUUGUUCAAUCUUAAUUUUAUCGCAGUAAUUACAUGUUGUAGAGAGUCGAGUAAAUCGAUGAAGAAAUACGGAAUUGAUGGACACAUAAUAAAUAUAAACAGCACUGCUGGAUGCACCAUGCUACCAUAUCCAGGAGAAAAAGUGUACAAUGCUUCGAAAACUGCAGUUGCGUAUUUAACUGAAGGGUUUAGACACGAGCUCAUUAGUGAUGGAUUGAAAGUCAAAGUAACUAGUAUUAAUCCUGGAAAAGUAAACAAUGAAGCUAUCGGAAAUGUUUUAGAGAAUAAAAAUUCUAUUUUGUCGAUGAAGCCCGAAAGAGUAGCGUCUACGGUGAUUUUUGCACUAACUCAGCCGUCUGAUGUUGUGAUUGGUGAUCUGACCAUUCUAUCCGUGGGUGAAACCAUACAAACGUAUCCUCCACCCAUCAUAUCCUUAAAGUAAUAUAUAUUCGACAUAAUAUGUUUUUAUACAGAUAAUAAAUACGGCUUUGACGGACACAUCGGAUAUAUAAAUAUAUAAUAUAUGUUGUUUGUAUAUUAUUUAACGAUUGAUUAGCAUAAGGUCGAGUUUAGAAAUAAUUUAAUAAAUGCUAUCGUCGUCUAGCCUCUAGGA
Molecule: messenger RNA, 1102 nt
Organism: Melanaphis sacchari
Lineage: Eukaryota; Metazoa; Arthropoda; Insecta; Hemiptera; Aphididae
Product: farnesol dehydrogenase-like
Exons: 6
Coding region: 161-931 (256 amino acids)
Molecular function (GO): oxidoreductase activity
Source: RefSeq, a predicted model, not a curated record